UAUAUCUUCACCUAUCUAAUACAAUAUUCAAUAUUACAAAAUACUUUUAUUUUUACUUUGAGAAUUAUUAACCAAGUAACACACGUCAUCACAGAUAAUGACUUAUCCUAUUACAACAUGCCUACUCAACUACAAAACAUUCGCGUUGACAUCGCCAACUUAUCUACAGUAGCACGAGGUCCCACUAGCCCGCAGCACGAAAAGGAGGCUGCGCGCGCAAUAAGCAGGACCGACAGCUGGGAGCCGUCCUUAGGACGCAAGCAGAGUUACCACAGGGAGGACCGGAAGCACAUACUGCAGAUGAGCGGCGUACAGAAUGUCGAGGUGGGCCCGGGGUUCAGUGAGCGCAAGUAAAUUUGUCUAUAUAACCUAAUGCGCUACUACUUCAAACAAUUCACCACUCAUAACAUUUUACGGGUUGGGAAGAACAACAUGAUUGCUUUCGAUUAGCAGUUACUGCUGGAUUGAAUUGUUUGGCGGACGAUGGGGAAUAUACGGGUUAGUUUUAUGCGGGAGUUCCGGAUUUUAUAAGGGGCAAAAUGAUUCAGUAUGAUCAAUUGGACGGGGGGGGGAACGGGGAAACGGUACAGAGGGUUGAAAAACAAGAUUGAAAAGGCAGCAUGACCCCAACAUAUGUAUUGGGGCUUCCCCUACACGCCUAGGUUAGGUACUUCGGUAGACGAUUGUACCUAUUACAUAUCAAUUAUACCUAAUAUUUACCUAAUAUGUAUCUCUUCACUAACUUAGCAGAUGCAGUCUGCAUAGCUAAGCCGUGCCGUCUGAUGGUCUCUCAUUGGGCAGUAC
Daldinia decipiens is the source of this 804-nucleotide messenger RNA. RefSeq lists its product as uncharacterized. The transcript has 2 exons. Lineage: Eukaryota; Fungi; Ascomycota; Sordariomycetes; Xylariales; Hypoxylaceae. Bases 118 to 354 code for a protein of 78 amino acids. The record is from RefSeq and is a predicted model, not a curated record.